AAGAGCAUCCUAUAAACGUUAAAAUUCCAUUUCUCUAUAUAGAGCCUCAUAUAUAUAUAUAUAUACACACACACACUCUCUCACAUAUAUACGCACACACUUGCUCUACAUUGCAUUGAAAAAGAGUUGGGGAAAACUCAGAAGAAGAAGAAGAAGAAGAAGAAGAAUGGCUUCGAGGGAGCAGAAGAGAGAUUCCUCUAUGCAUGAGAAGUUUCAAUUGCUUCGUUCAAUCACUAACUCCCACGCUGUGAACGAAGCAUCGAUCAUGGUGGAUGCUUCCAAAUAUAUCCAAGAACUUAAGCAGAAAGUCGAAACCAUCAACGAAGAGAUCGCAGCCGAGCAAUCUUCAAGGGAUCGAACCGAUCCAUUUCCCAUGGUUACAGUUGAAACCCUAGAAAAGGGUUUUCUGAUAAAUGUAUUCACAGGGAAAAAUCAGCAGGGCUUGCUGGUCUCCGUGUUGGAAGCCUUCGAGGAUUUGGGACUCAAUGUUCUUGAAGCUAGGGUUUCGUGUACGGACACCUUUAGCUUGCAAGCCGUAGGGGAAGAACAGAAUGAAGACGGAGAAAAUAUGGAUGCUGAAACAGUGAAACACGCAAUAACUGAAGCGAUCAGGGGCUAUGAAAGCGCCGGUCCACUGGGCUAAAAUCAACAGGUUAAGAUUCUCUCGGGAAGAAAUGUUUGUUAGAUAUAAUUAGUGGAAAUCAACUGUAUCUUUCUCCAAAUAGUCGCACUAAAUAAUUAUUGCCGUUUGUUAAUUUUCUUUGA
Messenger RNA from Tarenaya hassleriana, 765 nucleotides. RefSeq lists its product as uncharacterized. The transcript is spliced from 5 exons. Gene Ontology annotation, biological process: regulation of DNA-templated transcription. NCBI's taxonomy places the organism in Eukaryota, Viridiplantae, Streptophyta, Magnoliopsida, Brassicales, Cleomaceae. Gene Ontology annotation, cellular component: nucleus. Bases 167 to 643 code for a protein of 158 amino acids. The record is from RefSeq and is a predicted model, not a curated record. Gene Ontology annotation, molecular function: protein dimerization activity; sequence-specific DNA binding; DNA-binding transcription factor activity.